Molecule: messenger RNA, 1415 nt
Organism: Myzus persicae (green peach aphid)
Lineage: Eukaryota; Metazoa; Arthropoda; Insecta; Hemiptera; Aphididae
Gene: Gas41
Product: YEATS domain-containing protein 4
Exons: 5
Coding region: 209-874 (221 amino acids)
Biological process (GO): regulation of DNA-templated transcription
Source: RefSeq, a predicted model, not a curated record
UUUAUCUUAGUCCGUGGCUGUUAUGAAUAGACCGUUGUUUAUAGUGUUUGUACUUUUGUAGUUAAUAUGGUCUACUGAUAAGAAGUAAUUGUAUUCAAAUAAUAUAUUAUUUUAGUUGUAGACUUUAGUUUCGUGUACCCAUAUCAAUACAAAAUAAUGAUUAUUCAUUCAAUAUUGUAAAUCAUUCACAAACGUUUAAACUUUAAAAAUGGCGAAUAAUGAUUUGACUAGAGUAAAGGGAACUUCUAUUGUUAAACCAAUUAUAUAUGGAAACACUGCUAAAUAUUUUGGCCAAAAACGACAUGAAGAUGGUCAUACUCACAAAUGGUGUGUAUAUGUAAGGCCUUAUGUAAAUGAAGACAUUGGCACCUGGGUCAAAAAAGUUCAUUUUAAAUUGCAUGACAGCUAUGAAAGUCCAACUCGAGUGGUGCAGAAACCUCCAUUUGAGGUCUCCGAAACAGGCUGGGGCGAAUUUGAAUUAGUCAUCAAGAUAUUUUUUCAAGAUACAAGUGAAAGACCAGUUACACUUUAUCAUGUACUUAAGUUGUACAGCAAUGGACCAGACUCUGAACUAAGUGAAAAACCAGUUUUGUCAGAAUUUUAUGAGGAAAUUAUUUUUCAAGAUCCAUCAACUUUCAUGAAAUUUGUACUAAAUGAUACAUUGAGUAAAAAUCCACCAAUCGAUGAAAAAAACCUACAUUAUGAACACAUAAAGAAGACUACAGUUGAAAAAAUGAUAAAAUCUAGAAAGAGAGUACAAGAACACACAGUUAUGUACAAAGAACGAUUAAAAAAAUUAAGAGAAACUAUAAACAAGUUUAAAGAUGAAAUUUGUGCGUUACAAUCACAAUGCAGUUCAUCAACAUUGCGAUAAAUAAAAAUAAAUAGAACUAUAGCUAUAAUUGACACCCUUUAUCAAAUACACAAUUAUUAGGUACUUAUUUAUUCUAGUUAUUAUAUGUUAAUCGGUGUUUAUUUUUCUAGAUUAUUUUUUUGAUUUAAACGGCUAACAGUAUAAGCAUAAAGUAUUUCAUAAAUGAUUGAAACUAUGAUUAUAAAACCAUUAUUACUCCUUUUGGUUAGAUUUUAAAAUGUCUAUAAAUAUUAUAUCAUUUAUAACUUAUGGGACAAGUGUUUUUAUAAUUUGUAUGACUUCUUAAUGAAAUAACAAAUUUUACGUACUAUAAUCUUCUCUUAAAACGUCUCCCAUAUUUGAACUUAACUGGCUGAAGUAGCUUGUCAACUACACAAACUUACAAAAAUAUUUAGACCUCAUGUUAUCCUUAUAAGUACAAUAAAUGAAAAAUAAAAAUAAACCAUUAAAAAUCUCAUCUUACUUUUAAUUUAAGACAAUAUAAUAUGUAAUACCACCGGUUAUAGUUGUUACUUUCAUGUUUCUGAGCAAUGUCCAGGUU